Megachile rotundata (alfalfa leafcutting bee) is the source of this 5735-nucleotide messenger RNA. RefSeq names its product contactin-5. Gene Ontology annotation, biological process: cell-cell adhesion. NCBI's taxonomy places the organism in Eukaryota, Metazoa, Arthropoda, Insecta, Hymenoptera, Megachilidae. The record is from RefSeq and is a predicted model, not a curated record. Gene Ontology annotation, molecular function: protein binding.
UAUAGCAGUCCUUCCGCUCUUCCAUUUGUAUUUGCCGUGAAGUUUCGGUCUUCAUCUAGUGGAAAUUCGUAGUGUAAUCCGAGACACCGACGAUUCGAACAGAGACGGCAGCUGUUACUUUCAUUUUUGGUGCGGUUGCAGCCCUGUUGUUUGAUCAAGUUUGCAGUGUUGCCAGCAGAGCGCGCCAACGGCAACUCAAUAAAAUCCAAAGAGCGCCGGACGGGCGGUGUUCCGCGAAGCGUGAUGAGUUUGACAGCUCCCGCGUACUGAACGUUAUUCAAAAGUCGAAAAUCGAUCGAGAGAUGCGGCCGAAAAAAAAUCCUUAACACGUUUCCGUAUGCAUCCACGCAAGAUCGUCUAAUAUGGGAGAAUGGUUGGUCGUAGAAUCAUCACACUGAUACUUUUUCUGGCAGCAUGGCACGAAGCAGUAACUUUAGUGCCAGUACGCUCCGUGGCUGUAGACAUUGGGCAAAACUUGACUUUGGCAUGUGCAGAAGAGGAUGCACUACCACAGUCAGGAGAGUCUGUAGGAGUGAUGUGGAUAAGGGAGGGACGCGAAGAUGGACAAAUUGAGCGUCUAAAAGUUGAGCCUAAUGGAGCUUUGGAACUUCUUAAUGUCAGUGCACAUGAUGCUGGAAACUAUUCGUGCACUUUAGAUGAUGAUCAUGAUGCUGUCAAAACUAGAGUCAAUGUACAAGUUAGAACUCCUCCUCCAGCUUUACACAAUGUAUGGGUAAAACCGUCUACGAUAUUGGCAAAUAUUCUUUGGGAAGUAGCUGACACAGGUGGUUAUCCUAUCAUAGAUUUCACUGCCGAAUAUCGUCUUAAACCGAGUGUAGGUGAAGAACCUGAAGACUGGAAGCCUAUUGUUCCAACGCACAUUCCACCAAAUUCAAGGCAAAUUGAUGUAUAUCACUUGGUGCCAAACACGACUUAUUCUUUUCGAGUGUGGGCAACAAAUCAGCUGGGAAGAGGAGAAAUUGUUGAAGUUGAAGGUCACACUCAUCACAGUAUUGAAGAACUAGAACUUGCAAGACAUCUCUUAGCAGGUGUAGAAAACUUUGAUACUCGUGUCUGGGUGGCAGCAGUAGGCAUAGUUAUGGGUACACUUAUGAUUCUUGGUAUAGGUACUUGUUACCUCCUCUAUCGUGAGUGCAAAGUACCCUCGCAGCUGGAGGAGCAGGAGGUGAUUGAACUUGUACCCAAUAUCAUUCUGAAUCCAGGAUUUUUUGACGAAAGAACAGAACAUAUUCCGCAAGAUGAAAAUUUCAACAACCAAACUACCACACGUUUGAACAAUAACAGCGUUGUGCAACCUAUGCGACUUUAGCGAUUUAAUACUUAGAUUUCUGUGGCUAAUUUUUUAUUAACAAGUGGCUUGAGCACAAUUUAUGUGUCACCUUAAACGUAAGUAACUGGAAUUACAAGAGGCCUCGAAUCCACCCAAUAUCGCGCAGAAUGUAGAAUCGGGUAAGCGGUGAGAGGAUGAUAAUCAUCGCGAAAACUGAGAAUUUGUUUUAUUUAUAGUCAGAAAAUUGAGAAAUGCAUCAUACAUUCUGAGUAUUCUAAGGAAGUCAACUUUUCACUUACAAUACAAUGUAAAGUGUUCAAAGCAUAUGUAAGACUCUGCUAGGUUUUGUGAAACGGAGUAGAAAACAUUUUUGAAGAUGUUUACAAGGAAGUUCCAACAUUAAAAUCCGAUGUUAUUGCUCAUUAAUCGAGCUUAAAGUCAAGAACUCCUGUAAGCCAAACAAAUAUUCUUAGUAAGACUGUAAUUCUAAGAACAAAAAACGAAAUUACUGAAAAAUUAAAGUUCGUAUGGCGUUAAUAUAAGUGGCAUAUAUUGGUCUUACAUUCUGCAUGAACAUGACAUGUUUUUACAAUUAUUUUUAAUCGUUAUUACCGGACACAAGCGAAAUUUUAAGGGACAAUAUCAUGCAGAAAGUAAGAUUAUUACAAACUACACAUAAUCGGAAUAAACAAAUUUUGUCAGACGUGAGGUAUGAUAAAGGCUUGCUUACUGCCGUUUUAAGGUGUGCAGAAGUCGUUGGUAAGAAAGUUCCUUUUUUUGUGUCUUUUAAAGAUCUAUUUUUUUUUUUUAUUUAUUAUUAUAAGGAUUCAUUGUUUUUGUUUUUAAAGAAUAUGUUGAGAAUUUUUUCUUCCAAAGAAUUUAAGAUUACUAAACAAUGCACCAUAUACUCUUUCUGGAAAAAAUCCUGCGAAUCAGAGAGUGUACAGUGUAAAAAUUAUGGUACUCUAAUUGAAAAGUAAUUCUACUAUGUUAGCAUUAUUUAUAGUAAUAUUAUAUUCUUCAUACUUUUAACUUUGCAUGCAAUCAUUCAAGAUAAUAUGUAAUGCUUCAACAUGCUUUUGCACUACCUUAAUAACAAAUGCAAUAUUUACCGCUACAGAGUUGUAAAAAAACUAUAAAAUCAAAUUUUAUCAAAAAACAAGAUUUUAAAAAGCGCAAAAUAGCACAAUUUUUCGGAUGAUAAGUUUCAGUAUCAGAACUUUUUAGAAAAGUAAAGAAAUUCAUCGAUAAUCUUCGUGAUAUUCAGCGAAUAAGAAUUAUUCCUGGGCAUUGCGCGUUUCAGUUCAAUUCAUUCCAUUCAGGUUAGCAGUAAUUAUAGGAUAAAGUAGAAUAAGUUAAAAUAUUUUGGAUAUCACCUUUGAUAGAAUCAAGUUUGAUAAUCGAUUGUUGAAACAGAUCUUUUUCCAGAUAUUCAUUUUCUAUGAUACAAAUAUUGUCGUCUUAUUCAAAUUGCAUAACAAAUUCAACUUAGUCAAUCAAGGAAGGUUGAUGAUUUUGAUAAACGUUCUUCCUGUACAAAUACAUAGUUAUUUUCCACAAUUUACAAGUAGUAUCAUAUCAGAAUUCGUCAUUAUGCAAAACACCUUAUUAUAAACAUACGUAGUAGCGAGUGCUUAGCAUUGAGGCUUUUCUUAAUUCUUUACCUAAAGUUCUCAGGAAAAAUUGAGAGAUAUGUUUUGUGAUCGUUGUUGUUCUUUUCGUUUAAAUUAAGUUCGAUUAAGGCUCCCCACGUGGCGAAUAUAGAACUGGUUGUGGAAAUUGAUUCUCGUAAUUAGUCUUUCAUCUGUUAUUAGUAAAGUUCAUAUUGUGAGAAACAUAAUACCUUAAUGACUCUACUUAAAACAAUUGUAUAAGUUAAUAUCUUGCUUUUGUCAAUAUAAGAAACUGACAAAAAGCAAUUUGGUGCACGCAGGUUGUAUAAAUAUUGGUUGUGCGUUGUUACAUUGAAGCUUUAUGAUCUGUUCCUCCCUUUAGCAUAAUAUUACAGGGAUGAACAGACUCAGUUCGGCUUCGUACUAUGCACUCUGUGUUGUGAAUGGUAUAUAUACGCGCUAAUGAAAAAAAAAUAAUACGAUAAUAACAAUAAUGAUAACGAUAUAAAUAUAUAUAUAUAUUUAUAUAGCCGAGGCAUCGUAAUAUUUUAGCUAUAAGCAAAGACAAUUUUUUAUAUAAAUAAUAAUAAUGCUGAAAUGCAGUGAUGAAUAUUUAUCUACAUAUUCAUAUAGAUAAUUUUGUGCUAUGAUAUCGAGCUUCAAGAGUGAUCUAGUAGAUUUGCCCAUUAAGAGUAUUUCUUGUAGAAUAUCAUGUUCCUUCUUUCUUGCAGAAGAGUCGUGUUAUAUAUUCUUUCAUCGAGACACUGUAUAAAAUAACCAUCAUUUUGACAAAUUUUAACCAAUACAAUAUUUUUAAAUAUGAAUAAUACGUAUACAUAAAAUAAUGGUAUUCAUUUUCUACGCAGAAGAAAGGGUGUUUAAUUUAAAAAAUACAGCAAUAAUAUAUUCACCAAUUCGGAACACGACCCUUCACGUUUCAUGCACAUUCAGAUUAAAAUAUGAUCACUUGUUUCUGCUAACUAACAUAACAAUAGAUGUACUGUAACUUAAAUGUUUAACUGUCUCUAUCAAAGCUAUCUGGUGAAGGCAUAGGUUUUACAUUUAGUGGCAUUAAUAUCGUGAAACCUGAUAAAAAAAAGUAUAAAUGGUACUUGGAAUAUAAAAUGAAAAAUUAUUCUUAUAACUACUGGCUGCUAUAAGAACUAACAUUAAAGCUUAGUCAUCUGGGUUCAGAAUUCUGCCAUUGCAUAUUAUAGAAGAUCAGCAUAUCUACCUAUGCAAUAUAGGAUGUUCAUGAAAUCACUUUCAUUAUAUUAGGAAUACAAUCAGUAAAGUAAUAUCAUUAAAACCAAGAGUAAAACUAUAAGAUAAUAAUUAUAAUUCUUUCUUUGAGGAUAUAUAGUCACUUUUUUAUCACGAGUAUUAUGUUUUUUUAAUUAGAUACUUUAAAUUAAUUAUAACAUUGAUAGUAAAAUCAAAAAUAUGUUGCUAAAUUUAAUUCUAUAUAGACAUUUUUUACCUUUAUAUACCAAAAAAUUAAUCAGAUCCUAUGACAGCAUUAAAUAGAUAUAUUUUUAUGAGGUAGAUUACAAUAGUACAAACCUUAAUAAUUAUGGCAAAUAUUUUAUGUUUUUGUUUCAGAUUAUAUAAAUUUGGCAAAAAUUAAUAAUCUGUUAAAUUUCUAGGUAGUUUUGUUUUUAUGAUCAUGCAUUUUCAGAUAACAGAUGCUAUUAAGCACAAUGUGUGCAUAGGAUUUAUCAUUAUACCUCUGUAGUCAGAUGUAUUUCAUUGAUAUAUUUACUUCACAUAGCACAUGUGAAACAUAUAUUAAGUAAAGCACAAUACCAUAGAAUAGUGUAAUGGUUGCUGAUGGCACCAUGAAUCGUCCCUAACAUACAUAUUGCUUGCUGAUGACAUACCAGAAUAAACGGAAAUUUAAUGUGGUUUUUACAAAAAGCUUCAAGUUAGUUGUGCUUUUUAUAAAAAAGCCUUCUUUCAAUUUCUCAUCUGAGACUUUAUGUACAACAUCUGUAUUUACAAACGAAAGCAAUUGUAAAUACUUAAUAUUUCUUUACUUUUUGUAAAAACUACACAUCUGUCAUGUCAUUACCUAUUAGAUUAAUAAUGUUAGUUUAACAACCUUACAUUAAGUAAUGGUAACGGAGAUUUAUAAUGGUAAUUCCAGAAAUAAUGUUAUAGAAAAUAAGUAUUAAAUUUUAUAUUAGUUUGUGUUAAAUUAUACUGUGUUGUGUUAUAUAGGAGCCAAAGUAUUUUUGGUGAUUUCUUUACGUAAAUUAUUUGUUUUAUAAAAAUGAAAAAACGAAAACAUACAUAGGAAGCAACAUUUGUAUAUACUGUAAGCAUUAUUGUUUCAUUUCUGUAUUUUGUAUAAAUUGUUAUAUGUGCACGCUUGUUUAAUUUACUUUAUUUAUGUCAUAUAUAUUUAUAUAUAUAUAUAUAUAUAUUUAUCAUAUUAUUAUUAUUAUUUAAAAUCUGAUAAUACUCCAUGUCCAUAUAGUGUUGAGCGCUAUCUUAAACUCAAUGUUACCUUAAUUUUAAACUAGUGUAUGGACUCAUUCCAUUGCUCUUACACAUGGUUGUAAUAUUUAGAAAAAUGUUUUCCUAAUACUAACAUGUUCAUAGUUUAUUUUAUAAACUAUGAACAGUGCACAUUCCAUCACGUACAAAUCCUGUAUUAAGAAAGAACUAUAAAAAUGUAAUGUGCUUGAUUUAAAAGUUUAAGUAUUUUUGUGGAAAAAAAAUAAAGAAAGUCAAGGUUGUGCUUGAAUAUCUGAUACUAUCAUUAGUUAGAAUUUAGCUUUCAUACUACAGUUAAAAAAAAAAAACAAAUAUUAGUUACAUAUCAGACA